AAAACAUAUUAAGAAAUAUUCCUGCUCUCCUGUAGGCUUGUAGGACUUGCAUGCCCCUAAUUCUCCAUAUCAUUUGCCUAGGACAAAAUCCUCAUUCAAUAAAUAAUUUGAGACUUGAGUCUGGCCCCUUCUGAUUGCCAGCUUCACUAAUCUGAACCAGCUAAAUUAAUGAGCACAGCACUUGUAACUUUCUGAAACAAACAGGGGCUAGUGACUAGCUAGGGAAGAGGGUCUAGGAGCAGCCUGCUUGUCUGUCACUGUGAUCAACUCUAGCUCACCUCAUGCUGAGAAUGGACUGUAACCAUCUCUUUCUUAACCUCUUUUUUCUUCUCUGCUAUUCCCCCAAGUGUUGGUCUACAAGUGCAUACCACCAUGUCUCCUAGUGAGUUUUAGGUUAUCAUUUGACAUUACAAAUUGGUUUAAUACUUUCAAGACAUGGGCGAAUGGACUAAGGUUGCUGUCUGAAGCUGCCAAGGAAUCAAGGUGUGCUUUUACUAUUAGAAGGGUCAUCAUCUUGUUUAUGGGACUGUUGUGAUCAUUGGAUUUCUUUUCCUGUGUCCUUUCCAUUUUCUCCUGGUGGAGCUGCUGUGCUCUUCCAGAGAAAUCUUCUGUCACCCACAGUGCAAGGGGACCCCAAUAUCAAGGAAGGACUUGAUCCACUGUUUUCACUGUUUGUUUCCUCUUAUGCCCUGAAUGAAGACAAACCAGCCUGGUGGAGGAAGCUGGUUCUGGAACAGGGUGGAAAUUGAGGACACAUGUUCCCAGGAAGAGGCUGACCUUGUAGGAGUGGCUCAAGUGGAAUCAGCCUACUCUGCAAUGGGGAUGGCGAUUUCCUGCCAGGUCUUGACUCUGUGACUAUUGGUUGUUUUUCUCACACAGACACUGAUGGAUGCUUGCCAGCCCCUCUGAUACACUGUGCCCAGGGUAGGCCCUGCCCUGUGGUGGUUUAGUAGCUGUGUGCUCCACUGAUCUCCAGGCAUGGAGGAAGGCAGAUUGGAUCUCACUGCGUGUGUGCUGAUAGGGCCACCCGAGGGUUUGGCCACACACUGGCCCUGUUGUGGUCGCCAGGUUCCAUGAUGCUCCUCAGGGCAUGCAGUCACUUGGCUCUGCCACAGCUGGAGGAGGAACUUUGCACACAGCAUCCUGGCCUGCGAGUGGGGUGGGCAGCAGCUGACCUGGAAUCCGAGGCCAGAGUACAGCAGCUGUUGUGCACAGUUUGCAAGCUCCCCAGACCCAAGGGUCAGCAGAGCCUGCUGCUCAUCAACAAUGCAGGUACUCUUGGGGACAUUUCCAAAGGCUUCCUGAACGUGCGUGACCCAGCAGAGGUGAACAACUACGGGGCUCUAAACAUGACUUCAUGCUCUGCUCAGCUCCGGCACCCUGAAAGCCUUCCCAGACAGCCCUGGCUUCAACAAGACUGUGGUUAACAUCUC
Messenger RNA from Cricetulus griseus (Chinese hamster), 1433 nucleotides. Lineage: Eukaryota; Metazoa; Chordata; Mammalia; Rodentia; Cricetidae. The record is from RefSeq and is a predicted model, not a curated record.